AUGAAUGGACCAGCUAUCCGACAUUGGUGUAUGCGCUUUGAAUCGAAGCAUCAGAUAUUUAAACGACUUGCUGUGAAGUCUAACAAUUUCAAAAAUAUUCUUUAUACACUAUCGAAACGCAAUCAAUUACAUCAAUGUCUUCUUUUAUCUUUUUCAAACUAUUAUACAAUUGUUAAUGAAGGUUAUUCAGUAUCUGAACGAGAUUUAUGCACAUUACCAAUUGAUAUUCGCGAAGAUAUUGAUGGUGAAACACUUUUUAAUUUACCACAAUCCAUGAUGUAUGAAAUAAUUAAACCUAUGAAAGAUCGUGUACGUUUUUUAACUGAACAUCGUAAUUUAUUUGAUGGUGCAAGUAGAAAUGAUUCUGAUCAAUCAAAAUGUGAAAAAUAUAGUCAUAUUUCAUUAGAUGAUUCUCAACAAUUACUUGACAAACAUAAUUUUAAUCAAAUCACAACACAGUCCACAAUCAUGUUUUCAAGCAAUACUCAGGGUGGUGGUCCUGUAUUGGGUUCUACAACGACUUCAGAUAUUAUACAUGAGGAAAUAAUUAUAUCAUCAAAAGAAGAUGAAAAUAAAGAAAAUGAUGUGGAUGACGAAGAACCAACAUUGCCAUCUCCUUAUAUUAUACCAGAUUUACCAUUAAGAAUCCAACAAAUUAUUGAUAAAGGUGAAAUAGGUGAAUUCCGUAGUCAUACAAAUGCACGUCGACUUUUACUUGAUACAAUUUUUAAUGAUGUGACAACCAAAUAUUCGCUGUUGUAUCCUACUAGAGAUCAUUACAGAUUAAUGGGCAAAGCAAUACUAAAAAAAUUAAACACUGCUAAAGAUAACGAAGCAUUGAAUGAUUGGAUUGAAAGUCUUAAAACCAAAUUUAAGAGAGAACGUCGUCCGCUUCAACAAAUAUCUGUACAAGUACAGAAGAUGAAAGCGAAGUAUGGAAAUAGUGCUGGUCGUCCAAUCAAACGAAGUGAGAAUGUCAUUGCACCUCGUCGAAUAUCCCCGGUUCAAUUUUGCAAUACAAUAGAUAUUCAGGAUGAUCCGGAAGAUUUAAAUAAAAACAUCCAGGUUAUGAAGAACGAAUUGGUAGAUCGGAAUGUUGAUUCGGAUUUGGUUAGAAGUUCAUGGAAAAAAACAUUAGUUCAAAGAAGAAGUUUCAUUAGAGAUCAUACAACAAAAGAAGUUCUUGAAGAAUACCCAGGUUAUUGUUAUGCUUCAUUGAUUUUCGACGAGAUUCGAUAUGUGUGUAAUGUUGAUAUUGAAGAAAAUUUCAAAUUUAUGUUGCCUAAAUUACUUGAUAGCAUUCCAGAUAAUACGGGUUUUGUGAACGAUCUUCCAGCUGUACGUUUGAUUAAACUUUUAUCGAAGUAUUUUACUGAUUCAUGGCAACAAAUCAUAUCGAAUAAAGAACCAUUAUCGCCACGACCAGCUAUACAAAUAACAACAGAUCAGUUUAUUAUUUUUCUCGAUUAUGAAGUUAUUAGUGAAACAUCAUCAAUCGAUCAAGCUAUAUGUAUUGUUAUUUCAUUAUAUGUUAUAUUUGAAUUACAAUUUGGUAUACACAAUCGAAUUAUUCAAUUGUUAUAUGGUAUUCUAUUAAAACAAUCUGGAGCAUUAACAAAACCACUACGCAUUUUACUGAAUCAAUGGAGUUUUAUUAUUGAUAAAAAAGAAGAUAAAGAAGGUGGUGAUAUGGUGACAACGAACUCGACAAAUUUCAAAACUAUUACAGCUACAAUUGAAAGUGUGACACAAGUCGAAGAUAAUCAAACUGAUGAUUUACCAGAUAGUGAAGAACACGAAGAAAUAUAUGUCGAAAGUACAACAGGUAAUAGUCAAGAUCAAACAACAGCUACAAAUAUUGGUGAGAAGGAUCUGAUCAAUGAGUAUUCAUCAGAAUCAUCGGAUUCUUCUUCUUCAUCAUCACCAAUUGAUCCUCCACUUGUUAUUCACAUUUCACCAACAAAAGAACAACAAAGACAAAUAGCAUCUUCAUCAUCUUCGAAUGACAAUACAUUAUGUGAAGCAAAUAUCAAACAGCAAGUAUCAGCAACAUCAACUGAUCGAUCUUCAACUACUUCAAACAAAAAAACUUCUCAAGCAAAAAAACGUCCUGCUAGUUCCGAAGAACCAAUAGCAUUACGUGUAAAACGUACACGAGUUAAAAGACAAAUUAACCAGAAAUAUUUCUGUUCAGUUUUUUAUUUAUAUGAGUUGAUUCAAAGAAUAGUUCUAUAUGUUGAUCCAAAGAAGAAUUUUACAGAUAAGUUGAUACUUUAA
Adineta steineri is the source of this 2277-nucleotide messenger RNA. Lineage: Eukaryota; Metazoa; Rotifera; Eurotatoria; Adinetida; Adinetidae. The record is from the annotation of a GenBank genome assembly.